AUGGGGGAGGUAUCUAGAGCUAUAGGAGCCAUUUAUAAAACAAGGGAUAUCUUGCCUACCUGGCUAAAAGUACAACUAUAUUAUACUUUGUUUUAUCAAAAACUGUAUUAUUGCUUUCUAGUAUGGGGUACCACUUGCAAAACAAACUAUAAUGGGCUCAUUCGUUUACAACAACGCAUAAUACGAAUUGUAGCCAGCGCAAAAUACGAUAGCAAUGCCAAUGAAUUACUUGAAAAACUUAACAUCUUACCGCUCAAUAGGCUAUACCACUAUAAAUUUGGACAGCUAGUUCAUGCAAAAGGAAUAAAUAGCUUUGAUUUAAUUCCCUCAAAUCUAACGGACUAUAACCUAAGGGCAAAGUCAGCUUACAAACUACCACGAACUAGGACGAAUUACGGCAACCAAAAGAUCAACUUCCAAAUACCCCAACUCUUAAACGCUCUAGGCAACAACGUAUUGCUUGCCGGCACCACAGGGGCUUUUAAAAAACAGCUUCGCUCCUUCUUGGUCGAACAUGAGAUACGUAUUGUGUAA
This is a messenger RNA of Ixodes scapularis (black-legged tick), 534 nucleotides long. RefSeq lists its product as uncharacterized. NCBI's taxonomy places the organism in Eukaryota, Metazoa, Arthropoda, Arachnida, Ixodida, Ixodidae. The transcript is spliced from 2 exons. Bases 1 to 534 code for a protein of 177 amino acids. The record is from RefSeq and is a predicted model, not a curated record.